Molecule: messenger RNA, 1992 nt
Organism: Benincasa hispida (wax gourd)
Lineage: Eukaryota; Viridiplantae; Streptophyta; Magnoliopsida; Cucurbitales; Cucurbitaceae
Product: RING/U-box superfamily protein
Biological process (GO): ubiquitin-dependent protein catabolic process; protein ubiquitination
Cellular component (GO): plant-type vacuole
Molecular function (GO): ubiquitin protein ligase activity
Source: RefSeq, a predicted model, not a curated record
UCUUCACCCGCGUUGACUGAAAACUGACAAUUGAUUCUUCUUCAUGCAAUACAGAGAACCACAGAAGAUGUCCAAAUUCUCCUGAAUUUCGUUCAAAGUUGCCUUCGUUUCUACGACGAUUCCGUUUCGGUUUCAUUCUUCAUAAAGCUCUCUGUAAGUUCCUCAAUUCACUCCCAAUCAAUUUCAAUUUCAAUUUCCCAACUCUGACAGAUUCUUCAUCUUCUCACAAUUUCCUCUAGGGAUUCCACUUGAUUCUUCCUUCUUUCUGAUCUGUCCAACCCUGAAUUUCUGAUUGAUUCUUCACGAUAACUUCAAUUUGAUUCGUUUCGCAUAACCCCUUUUGUUAUUUUUCUGCAUGAAUCUGUUUGGAGUUUUCUGAUUGCGUGACCUAAUUUUCGCGUUGAGAGUUUCAAGGUUUUUUUAGUUCCUUCAAUUCUUCCCAAACUAGAGAUCCACAGUAAUCAAUUCGCUAGAAUGCGUGAUUCGCUUCCACACUCCUCUACUCCCUUCCGGGCGGUGGAUAAUUCGCCUCUGCUUGGCCACUCCGUCACCGAUGGCCUUUUCCGUUCUCGAGGGUUUAUUCGUCGUUCGCCACAGCCUCUUCGAGGUGCUGUUCGUCUUCUCCGCCGUGCAAGUGGCCGCCAGAUGAUGCUCCGGGAACCCUCUGUUCGGGUCCGUGAGACCGCCGCCGAGCAGCUCGAGGAGCGCCAGAGCGAUUGGGCGUACUCCAAGCCCAUUAUUCUCUUGGACCUUCUAUGGAAUUUGGCCUUCGUCGUCAUUAGUUUCACUGUCCUAGGGCUUAGCACGAGUGAAAACCCUUCAGUGCCUCUCAGGUUUUGGAUCAGUGGAUAUGCUUUGCAAUGUAUCAUUCACAUGUCCUGUGUUGCUGUUGAGUAUAAGCGCCGGCGCUCGACAAGAGAGCCUGUCGGAUUGGACCGUAGUGGUGGCUGGACGAGCGGCGAGGAUUCGAAUUCGGUCUCUGGAAGUGAUGGAGAUGAUUAUGCCACAGAGGUUACCGUGAAUGAAGAAGAAUCUAGCAAUCUUGUGAAGCAUAUCGAGUCUGCAAAUACAAUGUUCUCUUUCAUCUGGUGGCUGUUGGGCUUUUAUUGGGUAACUGCUGGAGGCCAGGAAUUGAUAGAUAGUUCACCCCAGCUAUACUGGCUUUGUAUUACCUUCCUUGCUUUUGACGUCGUAUUUGUUCUGAUUUGCGUCGCAAUUGCGUGUCUUGUUGGCGUUGCUAUUUGCUGCUGUUUGCCUUGCAUCAUUGCCAUCUUGUAUGCGGUUACCGAUCAGGAAGGAGCUACAAAGGAAGAGAUCGAACGCUUACCGAAGUACAAAUUUAACAAAACAGGUGAUGUUGAGAAAGUGAAUGGUGAUAUUCAAGAAUCUACUGGAGGAAUAAUGACUGCAUGUGACACCGGUGCACCAUUGGAGCGUUUUCUUCGCCCCGAAGAUUCUGAGUGUUGCAUCUGCCUCUCUGCUUACGAGAAUGGAGCGGAGCUACGAGAACUUCCCUGUAACCACCAUUUUCACUGCAACUGCAUUGACAAAUGGCUGCACAUGAAUGCCACCUGCCCACUCUGCAAGUUCAACAUCUUGAAGCCGAACAGUUCCAGUAGCGAAGAAGUGUGAAUGAAGUGUAUGAGCGACGAAACACAGACAGAAAACAGAACACAACACAACCCGAAAAAGAAAGAGGGAAAAAAACAUAAUGUAUUAUUGGCUUCGAUGGCCAUUGAGAGAAGGGACCAUAGACCAUGUUUGUAAGUCUCCUGGAGGUGCCAGAGUUUGUUUGGAAGCUGCUGCUUUUGUAUGGUUGAUGACCGUACGUAUCUAUCAUAUGUGUUAUUACUUAAUUAGGUUGAAAACAAGUAUUGAGUUUCUGUUCUUAGUCAUGUAAAUUGGUUCGAGAGAGCUGUGUUUUGGAGUCUGUUGUAAUGAGAAUAAUAUAUUAAUGUUGGAAGAGCCAGUUUGGUUAUCGUAUUUAUAGUA